Molecule: messenger RNA, 1544 nt
Organism: Lineus longissimus
Lineage: Eukaryota; Metazoa; Nemertea; Pilidiophora; Heteronemertea; Lineidae
Product: thioredoxin domain-containing protein 12-like
Exons: 7
Coding region: 7-516 (169 amino acids)
Cellular component (GO): endoplasmic reticulum
Source: RefSeq, a predicted model, not a curated record
GUAAAGAUGGCUUCCUCAAAUUCUGUGUUCGCCAGUUUUGCAAACAUUUUGCUUGUUUUCUCUGUCGUUUUGCAAUUGAUUGGCGCUAACGAACUUGCUAGAGGAUGGGGAGACAAGAUUGAUUGGGUGAAUCUCGAUGAAGGCUUGAAACAUGCAGAAGAGUAUAAAAAACCCUUGAUGUUGAUAAUCCAUAAAUCUUGGUGUGGUGCCUGUAAAAACCUGAAGCCAAAUUUUGCAGCCUCUCAAGAGCUUCAGACGCUCAGCAAACACUUCAUUAUGGUUAAUGUGCAGGAUGACGAAGAGCCGUCAGAUGCAAUGUACAAACCAGAUGGCGGUUAUAUUCCAAGAAUAUUAUUCCUUGAUCCCAAUGGUAGGGUCAGACAAGACAUCUUCAACCAAGGAGGAAAUGAAAGUUACAAGUUUUACUACUACAAUGCAAAUUCAAUUGUGACAUCGAUGCACCGAGCAUUGGAUCAAAUCAAGGCUGUGCCCAAACAGCCAAUUGAUGAACUUUAGAGAUCGAGCAGAGCACAAGGUUGGCUGGGUCAUUUUCAAAAGAAGCGAAGGCAGGCUUUAUCUUUGCCAUGCUGGUGAUCCUGUCAUCAUGUUGCUUAAGAUGGAAGCGAUCGUGGUUUGAAAGGUGCUGCGUAUUGCUGGGGAUGAGGAAAUAACGUACAUAGGAGGGUGGUUCUUUGGAUAUGGGUAGCAAAGAUGUUAUUUCCUCCUGGCAAUAUGCAGUAUGGUCCAAAAGCAAUAUUUGCCUCAAAAUGUGUACCUAUGCAUUCUUUGUGCUCCCGCACCGAAAGGGUUAAAAGGUUAUUAGGAAAAUAUGAGUUGGCUUGGUGAUUUCCUCGCCAGGAGAAAAGGAUCAAUAGGCAUUUUAGUUAAUUAAUCUUUUUGAAAUAUUAAUCUGGAAUAAUAAUGAACAAAGAAUAUUUAUGUAGUGCAUGGUGCCAGAGGAAUAAAAAAAACGCAUUUAGUUUAAAUUUGUUCUUGGUGGUGGCAAAAUUUGAGAUUUUUGAAAAACUUAGUCAAAUCUGUGUUGAAAUUAAUUGUUAGCGGUGUAUGCUACGACCAUGGAAAUUUGUAUGUGGUUUUAAAAUUGUACGUGUAUGGUAUUAAAUGUUUUCUUAUCGUUUUUCGGUCAAGUCAAAAUGCUCAUAAUUAUGGCCAAUCUACUUCAGUCCUAAACUUUAAGUGCACUCUUGUUAAUCAGGUUUGGGUGAUUGAAUAAUUUCAUUCGUUUUGCAAGGAAAUACUUUCAGCGGAAUCAAAAGUUGUGUUCAGUUUUUUCAUGAAAACACAAUUCCAAACUUUCUGAAAAUCUGUUGAAACAACUUCAUAAACAUUCCAUGACAUAAAACUUACGGUCAUGUUCCUUAUGAUGAUCACCUGAUUAUGUCAUUUAAAGGUGAUUAAGAGCAUAAUUUGGCAUUCAAACCAUUUAUUGAAAUAUUUAUUCUGUAUAUGGUAAGAUUUUGUUGUACAUGUAGAGUAUAACUUUGGGUGGAGUGUUUCAAAAAUAAAUGUAUUUUUAAAGGUUA